Molecule: messenger RNA, 4100 nt
Organism: Neoarius graeffei (lesser salmon catfish)
Lineage: Eukaryota; Metazoa; Chordata; Actinopteri; Siluriformes; Ariidae
Gene: tpmt.1
Product: thiopurine S-methyltransferase, tandem duplicate 1
Exons: 9
Coding region: 126-824 (232 amino acids)
Molecular function (GO): thiopurine S-methyltransferase activity
Source: RefSeq, a predicted model, not a curated record
UCUUCCUGUUCUUUUGUAUGGCGUGUAGCCGACGGUUCAAGUCUCGAAAAUAGGCUGAGUGUUUACCUGUACACUGACUAACAGGUUGUCUUCAUUUACACAACUGAAGUGACCGGUUGAAAAUAAUGGCAGCUCAGAAAGACAGAGUGAUGGCACUGAGUGAAUGGGAAGAUAGAUGGCAGGAAGGAAGGAUUGGCUUCCACCAACCUCAUAUUCACCAAAUGCUAAAAGAUAAUCUGGACAAAGUCUUGUGUGGACGACAGCAGGUUCGGUUUUUCUUCCCGCUCUGUGGUAAGGCCGUAGACAUGAAAUGGUUGGCUGACAUGGGUCACGUGAUUGUUGGGGUUGAGAUUUCUGAGGAAGCAAUAAAGCAGUUUUUCAAAGAACACAGCCUCGAGUACAAAGAAGAGCCAGUGUCGGCUAUACCUGAAGCAAAGCUGUUCAAGACUUCUGAUGCAAAGAUCUCCCUCUAUCAGUGCGAUUUAUACAAGUUCUCCAGUGCAACAGAGGGUCAGUUUGGAGGGAUUUGGGACAGGGGUUCUCUGGUGGCUAUAAACCCAUGUGAUAGGCAAAAGUAUGCUACUCUCAUCAUGUCCUUGAUGGACAAAGACUGCAGAUAUUUACUGGAUACACUGGAAUACAACCCUGAAUUGUACAAAGGGCCACCAUUUUUUGUGCCUGAAGAAGUUGUGAAAGGUUUAUAUGGUGAUGCUUGUGACAUUGAGCUGGUACAGAGUAAAGAUGCCUUUGAAGAAAAAUUCAAAGCAUGGGGGAUAGAUUCACUUCUGGAGAAGCUGUACCUGCUGACUCCAAAAGCCAACUAACAAAUAGACUUUUAAGAAUGAUGUCUUAGCAAGUGAAAAUAUCUUGGAUAUUUAGUAAAGCAGGUAGAUCUAGAGGAUAAUACACGGUUGCUCGAAGAUAGGAAGUUUGUUUGAGUGGUGAAUAUAUAUUUCAAAUGCAGCGCACACACACACACAUAUAUAUAAUAUAAAUAAAAUCACACGGCUUGAAGAUACAGUUAGGUCCAUAUAUAUUUGGACACUGACACAAAUUUUGUUUUUUUACCUGUUUACUGAAACAUUCAGGUUGUAGUUAUAUAAUGGACAUGGACAUAAAGUCCAGACUUUCAGCUUUCAUUUGAGGGUAUCCACAUUAAAAUUGGAUGAAGGGUUUAGGAGUUUCAGCUCCUUAACAUGUGCCACCCUGUUUUUAAAGGGACCAAAAGUAAUUGGACAAUUGACUUAAAGGCUAUUUCAUGGGCAGGUGUGGGCAAUUCCUUUGUUAUGUCAUUCUCAAUUAAGCAGAUAAAAGGCCUGGAGUUGAUUUGAGGUGUGGUGCUUGCAUUUGGAAGAUUUUGCUGUGAAGAAAACAUGCGGUCAAAGGAGCUCUCCAUGCAGGUGAAACAAGCCAUCCUUAAGCUGCAAAAACAGAAAAAAAAACAUCCAAGAAAUUGCUACAAUAUUAGGAGUGGCAAAAUCUACAGUUUGGUACAUCCUGAGAAAGAAAGAAAGCACUGGUGAACUCAUCAAUGCAAAAAGACCUGGACGCCCACAGAAGACAACAGUGGUGGAUGAUUGCAGAAUAAUUUCCAUGAUGAAGAGAAACCCCUUCACAACAGCAAACCAAGUGAGCAACACUCUCCAGGAAGUAGGCGUAUCAAUAUCCAAAUCUACCAUAAAGAGAAGACUGCAUGAAAGUAAAUACAGAGGGUUCACUGCACGGUGCAAGCCACUCAUAAGCCUCAAGAAUAAAAAGGCUAGAUUGGACUUUGCUAAAAAACAUCUAAAAAAAGCCAGCACAGUUCUGGAAGAACAUUCUUUGGACAGAUGAAACCAAGAUCAACCUCUACCAGAAUGAUGGAAAGAAAAAAAGUAUGGCAAAGGCGUGGUACAGCUCAUGAUCCAAAGCAUACCACAUCAUCUGUAAAACACGGCGGAGGCAGUGUGAUGGCUUGGGCAUGCAUGGCUGCCAGUGGCACUGGGUCACUAGUGUUUAUCGAUGUGACACAGGACAGAAGCAGCCGGAUGAAUUCUGAGGUAUUCAGAGACAUACUGUGUGCUCAAAUGCCGCCAAACUGAUUGGUCGGCAUUUCAUAAUACAGAUGGACAAUGACCCAAAACAUAAAGCCAAAGCAACCCAGGAGUUUAUUAAAGCAAAGAAGUGGAAUAUUCUUGAAUGGCCAAGUCAGUCACCUGAUCUCAACCCAAUUGAGCAUGCAUUUCACUUGUUGAAGACUAAACUUCAGACAGAAAGGCCCACAAACAGACAGCAACUGAAAACCGCUGCAGUAAAGGCCUGGCAGAGCAUUAAAAAGGAGGAAACACAGCGUCUGGUGAUGUCCAUGAGUUCAAGACUUCAGGCAGUCAUUGCCAACAAAGGGUUUUCAACCAAGUAUUAGAAAUGAACAUUUUAUUUACAAUUAUUUAAUUUGUCCAAUUACUUUUGAGCCCCUGAAAUGAAGGGAUUGUGUUUAAAAAAUGCUUUAGUUCCUCACAUUUUUAUGCAAUCAUUUUGUUCAACCCACUGAAUUAAAGCUGAAAGUCUGAACUUCAACUGCAUCUGAAUUGUUUUGUUCAAAAUUCAUUGUGGUAAUGUACAGAACCAAAAUUAGAAAAAUGUUGUCUCUGUCCAAAUAUUUAUGGACCUAACUGUAUGAACUUUAUCUUCUUGUGUUGAAAAACUCAUAUUUUUCAUAUGAAAUACAUCACGGAUCUGAGUGACAUAUUUAAAUAAUAUUGGCUGGUGUCAAGUCAAAGAUGAGUUCAGUAUCAUGCUUGCUGAAUGGAAUAUAUCUGAUAUACCACAAAAAAAUGCCAGCUAUUAUUAUUAUUAUUAUAUAUUCCUUUUGAGUGCUCAACGCAUCUUUCUUUUUCAGAAAUCUCUCAAAGUCUUCCAUAUUUAAUGAAGCAAACCUGGUGGCCAUGUUUGUUUACAAAUUGUCACAGUCACUCGCUAAUGUGGAAGUUUUACAUCUCCAGCGUGUGAUGUCAUGUUGUCUUGACAACCAGGCAAUAUCGUAAACCAUAUUCAACACUCAUUCUCCAUUGGAUAGAGUGACAUAAUACACGUAGGACAAGCGUUAUGCUAACAAUAUUGCAUGCUAUCAAACCAAAUGAAUGGAACCUGCAAGAAGGGAAUAGAACAUGUUUUUAUUCCAUCGAAAAAGUGGCCUGUAUGUAUAAUAAUUCCCGAUAUUUCACUCCAGUGACGUCACUCCCAGUAUUUUCCCACUGACUAGACGGGUGUUGUCAAAAUAGUGAACCGGUUCAAAAUUAAAAUUCUUCUGAUUAACUUGCGUAUUUUUUGUGAAUGUGUCCAUAUAAUAUAAAGAACAUUCCACAGUGGUGAGAAAAUAUGAAGUUUAUCUUCUCAUGUUGAAAAAUGUUCACUUGUUCGCUUUGCUCACUCAUGAUAGACACAUUCACCACUUGAAGAUAAACUUCAUAUCUUCUCGCAACUGUGUAAUAUCCUCUCUCUCUCUCUCUCUCUCUCUCUCUCACAUAUAUAUAUACACACAAAAUUGCACAUCUAACACCUAGCCUUCAAAUUUAGAAGACCUUUAAUAUCAAACUCAUUAAAGCGUAUUUUCAAAAACAUGACACUACCUCAUGAUCACAGAACAGCAGUUGAAAAAUGAACCUCAUUAGCAGAAUGAGCCUCAUUAGAGAGAAACAGAUACCUGAAAUUAUUACAGUGAAACCACUGAAUGAUCCCUUAAUUAUUCUAUCAGACGUAACUCAUUAAAGAAGUUUCCAUAAAAAAGGCAGUGUUAAAAGAUUUACAUGCACCAAGCCUGAUCUUGAGGAAGAUACACUGUAACACACAUUCUGGUGAGAUGUUUUAUUUUAUCUUUAAAGAAAAUCACAGGAGCCCAUUAACCCUCACCACCUGCUCCAGCACAGUCGUGGUUAUGUUUCCUCCCUGGAUGGUUCAGUUACCUGCUCCAUAGUGUGUGUAUUACUGCACUUCAGAGAAGACAGUUAAGCCAAAAGAUGGAAAAAGUAAGAAAUUGUGACAGUGAUUUUAAAUUGUCUACAUUUAUGGAUUUGAUUUGCAUCUGUGAAAAGUUAUUUUCAAUAAAUCAUAUUUACAUUCGG